Messenger RNA from Mya arenaria, 898 nucleotides. RefSeq names its product transmembrane protein 272-like. The coding region runs from base 266 to 745 and encodes 159 amino acids. NCBI's taxonomy places the organism in Eukaryota, Metazoa, Mollusca, Bivalvia, Myida, Myidae. The transcript has 2 exons. The record is from RefSeq and is a predicted model, not a curated record.
UUGAAAUUAUUCUAGUCGCAUAGGUUUAUUAUUGUUCUCCGUGUUGAAGUGAAUUGAACAUUUGAAUCGAACACGAAGUUGUGGAAAGAAAAGGUCGGUGUAUUGUCAUUUGUGACGUUAAUACAUUAUUUACGAUAACUUCAUUUACGGACGACUGACAUCUUUUAUUAAAACUGCCCCCAGGGUUCCAUUCGGCGAUUUCCCUGCGUGUAUUUUGUAGGGAAUUCAUAACUGGUGUUGUCCAAGUACAAUAAUUUAAUUUUUAAUGUAUCACUGUAUCGUUUACUUAUUUACUAGUUCACUCAAAUCAAAUAUUACAGGAGCCAUCCAUCUUCAUGACUGUCCUCUACAAGACUUGGUGCCCAUCUGGCUGAUCGUGAGCGGCGUGGCUCCAAUCUUCUUUGGCGGCUCGGCGCGUAAACAAGGGGAUGACGGUGAUGAAAGUCAAAGUCCCGCGCGCAGCGUCUGUGGGGUCAUAGGGCUGAUCUUCAACCUUGCCUGGCUCAUCUGUGGAUCAUUGUGGGUGUACCCCACGUUCGGAACGGUAAACAACGAUGACUUCGUGCCCUGUAUUGGCAACGUUACGACGGGCUGCUCUCAAGACUGCCAUAAGCCGACCUUGACCUUCGCGUUUGCCAUGGUCACAAUCGACUGGAUUUUCUUCGUAUUCUGGUUUAUUACCACAUUGUGCUCUUUCCGUGCAAUUUGCUCUCGGUCACGUGGGGGAGCGCAGAUAAGUGCUUAGUGUGUGUAUUCUUUGAGCCAAACACAAUGAUUUUGUAUAUGUAUGCAAGUGUUUUCUAGUAUUUGUGUAAUGCGUCUUCGCUUCAUAAUAUAUUCUUGUAUCCAAACACAACUGAACGUUGUGACAAUUUUUUUUUGUCUUGGAACGAGCCAU